Messenger RNA from Symbiodinium pilosum, 1809 nucleotides. Lineage: Eukaryota; Dinophyceae; Suessiales; Symbiodiniaceae. The record is from the annotation of a GenBank genome assembly.
AUGGCAAAGGGGAGCCGCUGGCCAGAUGGGAAGAGUUCUGGCAAGGGCAAGGGCAGACCUCCAGACAACUACAAAACGGAUCUCUGCAAAUUUUUCGAGCGCGGGCUCUGCGAGAAGGGUAAGAUGUGCCCGUUCGCGCAUGGAAAAGAAGAGCUGCGGCCAUCAUCGUUAUCCGAAAACAAAUCGGACAUCAUCAUUGCCAACAAGCAGAAGGAUGCUGAGGUGAUGUCCUGGCUUAAGGAGCGAAGAGAAGCGGAAGGCGAUGCUGGGGAAACGUUUGAACAGCACUGGAAGGUCUGGUGCAAGGUUCACGGCUUGAAGGACUUGCCCAAAGCAGCGCGGCUGAAAAGCAUCCAUGCUUUCCGAGCACAGAUGGAGCCGCAUGAGCAGACGACUGCGCAGAGUGGUGGAGCUGAGCUCCCAGCGGUCCCAGCGCAUCCGAGCCCGACCUGUCCGCAGGGUCACAGGUUGGCAAAGUGCCUCGCCUCCGACGAGUACGAGUGUGAUGGCUGCAGCAUUGACAUUGGUCAUGGGUCAACGUUUUGGGACUGUCGCGAAUGUGACUACAGCCUGUGCGUGGACUGUGCAUCAAGCCGGACAGUUCAACCUGCUGCUCCAAGUAGAGACUGCAAGCCUCUUUCGUCUGCACAGCCAGCAACAUCAGAGCCUGCUGCCGAAGCUGCACUAGAACCGGUGAUGGAGACACCCGUUACGGAUAGCAUAACAGACAACAUCAAUUCUGCAGCUGCGCAUGUGUGGGCCUGCAGCGUGGAGGAAAUCCGACUCAAAGUCAAGAAUGCAAUCGAGGAUGGAUUGAAGCUGGGUGAUCUGAUUGGGCUGAGCUCCCAGCAGUCGCCGCUGAAGUGCACGGAACUAGUGAGGCAAUGUGAGGGGCGAUGUGCAGCUUUCAUAGGCCACUUCCUGUUUCCGGCCGCCCUUCCCAUUGUGGUUCAGACCUGUCUCAGUGAGCAGAACUUUGCUGGUGUCUGCCGCGCUCUGCAACUAGAAGCGCUCCUGCAGCUUGAGCCGGAUGGAGAGCUCACCACUCGGGCGUCCAUCGCCUCCUCGUUGUUCCUGGCCUUGUUUCGGGCAUCGCGGAGAUCUCCGGACAAUGCUUGCUUGCUGGUCGCAAUUGAGGCGAUGCUGGACUUUGUCUGUCUGGUAGGAACGAGCCACUUUGUUGCUAUGGGCGUGAUGAAAGCCGAUGCGCCCCUCGGAGAUUCCAAAAGCGACGCUGACAUCGAUAGUGCCGACGGCGCCGAUGGCGAAGAGGUCCUUUGGCAGAGCCAAGAUGCUGCAUCAGGUCAGCAGGCUCACGCCGAUGUGCCAGAGGAAUCUGAGGAGGCUGCACGAGCACGGCGUGUUCAAGCACAGCAGGAGCGAAAGUCUUCGCUUCGCUGGGACUACACCGGUGGUUACCGACCUGCAGAGGCUAAGCGUCCAGAGACCAACGAGGAGGCGACCCUCCGGCUCAUAAAUGCUCGGUGUAAGGGGCUGCGACUGGGAAGUGAAAAGGCAUCCGCAGAAGAGGGUGCUGAAUCGGAACCUUCGAGGUCAAAGCGUGAACCUCCGAGAGGGUCAACAGUCUCUGAAGAUCCCAAAGUUCCGAGAUUCAAGAAAGACUUGUGCAAGUACUUCGAAAGGGGACACUGUGACAAAGGGGCGCAAUGCACCUUUGCUCAUGGUUGGGAAGAGCUACGCGACGGUGGCAGCAAGGCAGCCUCCAGCAAUGGUUCGUUGGUCCACCACGGUCCUUCUUGGGAGAGUGGCCCUCCUCCUGCGGAUAAGGUCUACCGCAAAAAGAUCUGA